This is a messenger RNA of Aspergillus nidulans FGSC A4, 4006 nucleotides long. RefSeq names its product kinesin family protein bimC. Bases 142 to 3696 code for a protein of 1184 amino acids. Gene Ontology annotation, cellular component: cytoskeleton. The record is from RefSeq and is a predicted model, not a curated record. Gene Ontology annotation, biological process: microtubule-based movement; initial mitotic spindle pole body separation. NCBI's taxonomy places the organism in Eukaryota, Fungi, Ascomycota, Eurotiomycetes, Eurotiales, Aspergillaceae. The transcript has 5 exons. Gene Ontology annotation, molecular function: microtubule motor activity; microtubule binding; ATP binding.
UUUUCUGGCCAACGGAACAACAGCCGACAACCACGACAUUUUGCGACACCGCCCCUCAGCGAGACUCAUUGCUUAUUUACUGAGUUUGGUCUUAUGUCCAAUUAUUGUUUCUGUACCUAAUUCCUACCGUCUAUUCACAUCAUGGCCGGCCCCCAGCGGGCUACUUCUGGCCUUCCCACCAGGCGAACGACGACGCGACAGCCGACACGACGGGCGGGUUCUGCGAUACCAGAACGCCAGACAUCCACAGCAUCCCCAGCUGUAUCAACAAAAACGGCUGCCAUUAGUCGGACGCGCACAUUAAAAUCCCCGGGCGAACCGGCGAGCGUGCUCGCGAAGCGAAAGGAGAGGGACAUUGAGCGAGAAAUCAACGAAGAUACAAGCAUCCAUGUCGUCGUACGAUGUCGAGGCCGUAACGAGCGCGAAGUCAAGGAGAACAGCGGGGUUGUUUUGCAGACAGAGGGCGUGAAGGGUAAAACUGUGGAGUUGUCAAUGGGUCCAAAUGCAGUAUCAAACAAGACCUACACGUUCGAUAAAGUCUUCUCCGCGGCGGCAGACCAAAUUACGGUGUACGAGGAUGUAGUUCUGCCAAUUGUCACUGAGAUGCUUGCUGGAUACAAUUGCACCAUCUUCGCAUACGGACAAACCGGUACCGGAAAGACAUACACGAUGUCUGGAGAUAUGACGGAUACAUUGGGUAUAUUAUCCGACAAUGCUGGAAUUAUCCCCCGCGUUCUAUAUUCUCUAUUCGCCAAAUUAGCUGAUACAGAGAGUACGGUAAAAUGCUCCUUUAUCGAGCUUUACAACGAGGAACUCCGAGAUUUGCUCUCCGCGGAAGAGAACCCGAAGCUAAAGAUUUACGACAAUGAGCAGAAAAAAGGUCAUAUGAGCACACUCGUACAAGGCAUGGAGGAGACAUACAUCGAUUCCGCGACUGCAGGUAUCAAACUUCUCCAGCAAGGUAGCCAUAAGCGUCAAGUUGCUGCGACCAAGUGCAACGACCUGAGUUCACGAAGUCAUACCGUGUUCACCAUCACGGUGAAUAUCAAGCGGACUACAGAGUCUGGGGAGGAAUACGUGUGCCCUGGCAAGCUAAACCUGGUCGAUCUGGCUGGUAGCGAGAACAUUGGGCGGAGCGGUGCAGAAAAUAAGCGUGCAACUGAGGCUGGCUUAAUUAACAAGAGUCUGCUUACCCUUGGCCGCGUGAUCAAUGCCCUCGUCGACAAGAGCCAACACAUUCCCUAUAGAGAAUCUAAGCUCACGCGCUUACUUCAAGAUUCCCUCGGCGGACGAACCAAGACAUGCAUCAUAGCUACAAUCUCGCCUGCUAGAAGCAAUCUAGAGGAGACAAUUUCAACGCUGGACUAUGCUUUCAGAGCCAAGAAUAUCCGCAACAAGCCGCAAAUAAACUCUACCAUGCCUAAAAUGACGCUUCUCCGUGAAUUCACUGCCGAAAUUGAGAAACUAAAGGCGGAGUUGAUCGCGACCAGACAUCGUAACGGAGUGUACAUGUCAGUGGAAUCUUAUGAGGAAAUGAAGAUGGAAAACGAGUCACGAAGGAUUAUCAGUGAGGAGCAACGGGCCAAAAUCGAGUCGAUGGAGUCUAGCCUUCGCCAUAAGGUCCAAGAGUUACUCACUUUGACGAGCAAGUUCAACGACCUGAAGAAGGACAACGACGACACAUUGGCCGCUUUAUGCUCCACAAAUGAUGUCCUCCAACAGACCGACAUUGUCUUGCAGAACACCCGUGCCCAGCUUGAAGAGGAAGAGAUGCUGCGAUGUGCGCAUGAAGAGACUGAACACCAGCUCCAGGAUGUCGGCAAAGGACUUAUAUCAACCCUUGGCCAAACCGUUGAAGAUAUUAAUAGCCUACAAUCAAAGCUUGAUCGGAAAGCCGAGUUGGACGCUACCAAUGCGGAAUUAUGGAGAGCUUCCUCAACGGAGGUUUCAGAUGUCACGAAGCGGAUUGACCAGCGGGUUGAGGCUUUCCAGACGCGGCAUGCAAAGCUUCUCGAAACCACGUCUGUCAAAGUUAACGAGUUCAUUGCUACAGAGAUUUCUAACAUCGAGAGGACUCGGUCAGAUCUCUCCGAGUAUAACCGCUCGCUUGAUGCGGCAUGUAACAAUGCGAAGGCUGAGACAUCUAGUGCUCACGAAGACAUGAACAAUGUGCUUGAAGAAAUCAAAGAUCUGCGCGAGGAAGUCAAGUCUAAAGUAGGAGAGGGACUUAAUGGCCUCUCAGCUGCCGCAGCCCGGAUAUCGGAGGAGGUUAUUGGUGAAUUCACCCAACUUCACAGCCAACUGCACACAUCCUUCAAUAACCUUGGAAAAGACCUGAAAUCGAUCUUUGAGACGAUGGCCACGCAUCUUUCAGAGCAGAAGAACGAAAUAAACAGGCUACGGGCCGAGCUACAGAGCUCGAACCGCCAGAACAUAGAAACGACGCACAAGGCCUCCGCUCAUCUCGCUCAAGCGAUUGAAGAAGAACACGUCGCUGCGGAAGCGGAACGUGAGAUUUUAAUGUCACAGAUCAAAGCGCUGGUUGAGGAAUCUCGCCAGAAGCAAUUCGCCCGCCUCAGGGCCAAGAUUGACGGGGUCAGGACCGAGAUUUCAGCAUCAGGGGACAUGUUAGAGCAGGCCACAACUCAGCAUGACCGCCAGAUCGAUGAGUGGGUUUUCAAGUCUGAGCAAUUCGCUAAGGAUGUCAAUGCAUCGAAAGAUGAGAUCAGGACGAAGCUGCAAAAUGAUUGGGAGGCAUUUGAUCAGCGGAAUUCGACAAUCCGGAAGGCAACAGAAUCUGUCCAUAAGGAGACGGUACGCAUUGUUGACGUUCAAGUAGACGACAUGGGACGGCAAAUGGAAGCUCUGGACGAUUUCGUGGCAAAGGCACGAUCUCAGAAUGGUCGUUACCGUGAUGCGCAUAUUGCAACCCUGGAUACAAUAGCCACCGGUGUUCGCGACUCCUACUCCUCGAUUGAGGGGCGGGUUGAAAACUUGACUGGCCGGAUGAACCAGUUCCAACAAGAAGCAACCCAUCAUCAUGCCACUCUGGAAGAAUCCAUUGCUCCGCUAUCAAACGAUGUUAGGAAGCCCCUUACGGACUUGUCUUCCAGUUUUCAAAAUCGUUCUCUGGAGGAGUAUGUCGCCACUGGUGUCACCCCGAAGAAACGGAAGUACGACUAUAUUUCUGUCUUGCCUAGCACGGAGUCUCAUGAGGUCCUCAAGUCUCGCCUGAGAACAACAAAGGAGAUGGAAGUCCUUCCAUUCAACAGCGACGACCAGUUGUCCGGCCCUUCCAGCUCUCCCGGAGGUUCUCCGUCGAAAGGCUUCGUUUACAAUGACGUCGAGGACGAGGUAGGAACUCAUGCACCAACCGUGACCAACGUCAACCCUUCCAACACUGGACUUAGGGAAGUCGAUGCAAACGUCGCCGCAAGACCGCUCGUGUAUAGCACGGGCGAGAAAUCCACGGACCAGGAUGGUUCCCCAGUUGUCAGCCCGGAUAGCGCGACAGAAGCAGAAGGGAUGAACGGACCACCAUCCAAAAGGCGACGCUCAAAUUCAGUUGUUGCUGAUACUAAGUUGCCAAACAAGAUGCUCGCUAGGAGGAUGGCUGGCAUGAUGGAGGGGAGGGAAAACGUUCCGCCUCCUGGUAUUUCCAAUGGGCGCCGACUGAGGGGGCGACCUUCGCCCUGAUAUACUCUUCACUCGGACGAGUUGAUUUUCUCACCGCGAAGUAUACUUAUACCCUAUUGCUUUUCUCGAGGUCAUGGGUUUGGCGUUCUGGGAACAAUGAGAUCUGUAUCGGGCUUUUGAUAGAUCGCAUAUGAUACAUCGUCUUCGAAAGGGUUGGGUGCUUUUUUUUUUUUUGAUCGGAUUUGUUGGGCAUGUGUUUUUGGGUCCGGUGUGGGCUUCUCUUCUACCAACAUGAUGUCUGGCAUCCUUGAGAUACCUUUUUUGUUUAGCGGGCUACGUUUUGACCUAGAUACUUUUACCUAUCUCCGGG